AUGAUUUCCAUCAUUUUUCGUUGGAUUGACCUCUCUACGACAAUUAUAGACCAGUCUAAUAAGCUUGUUUUAGUGAUACCUCCUUUGUGCCUAGUCAUACUGAUACUCAUUGUGUAUGUUUUCUUCAAAAAGCCUUUGCAAGUUUUCUUAGUAGACAUUGCUUGUUAUAAACCGCCAAGCAGUCUAAAGUGCUCCAAGGAACGUUUUAUGAAUCAAAUGAGGAGUUUUGUUGAUUCCCAUUUUGAUGAAGAGACGUUAGAAUUCAUGGAAAAACUUUUGGCUAGAUCAGGACUAGGCGACUCGACUUAUGGGCCGCCGGCCUUAUUGAGAGAUCCACCAGAGCCAUGCUUGGAGGCCGCAAGGAGCGAGGCAGAAAUGGUGAUGUUUGGCGCCAUAGAUGAGUUAUUGGCGAAAACGAAGAUAAAAUGUGAUCAAAUAGGCAUACUGGUGGUGAAUUGUUGCAUAUUCAAUGUGGCACCAUCUUUAUCUAGUAUGAUUGCCAAUAGGUACAAGUUUAGAGAUAACAUUUUGAGCUAUAAUCUUACUGGAAUGGGAUGCGGUGCUGGACUCAGAGCUAUAGGACUCGCCCGACAACUCCUUCAGUCGAUCGCUGAUACUAAUUCUUUAUUCAUUGUCUUCAUUAGGUGCAUCGACACACAUACAUCUUGGUAG
Molecule: messenger RNA, 672 nt
Organism: Olea europaea var. sylvestris
Lineage: Eukaryota; Viridiplantae; Streptophyta; Magnoliopsida; Lamiales; Oleaceae
Product: 3-ketoacyl-CoA synthase 11-like
Exons: 2
Coding region: 1-672 (223 amino acids)
Biological process (GO): fatty acid biosynthetic process
Cellular component (GO): membrane
Molecular function (GO): acyltransferase activity, transferring groups other than amino-acyl groups
Source: RefSeq, a predicted model, not a curated record